Molecule: messenger RNA, 1141 nt
Organism: Tarenaya hassleriana
Lineage: Eukaryota; Viridiplantae; Streptophyta; Magnoliopsida; Brassicales; Cleomaceae
Product: auxin-responsive protein IAA28
Exons: 6
Coding region: 251-898 (215 amino acids)
Biological process (GO): regulation of DNA-templated transcription
Cellular component (GO): nucleus
Molecular function (GO): protein binding
Source: RefSeq, a predicted model, not a curated record
CGUUACAUACGUAAUACAUGCGCUCCAAUGUCUAUGUUUUGCUUGACAUACGUGUAGUUUACAAGCUAUGGUUACAGUUUAUACCCGAGCCUUUAUAAAAUAUUAAAAGGAGCUCGCCACCUUUAUAUACAACUCCAUACAUAUCCACAUGAUGAUACACAUAUAUAAAUGAAGAUAUAGUUCCUCACACAUUACUCCACAUCGUAGCACUCCAAAGCCAACAACUGUUCUCCUUAGAGAGAGAGAGAGAAUGGAAGAAGAGAAGAGAUUGGAGCUAAGGCUGGGUCCUCCCGGUGAUCAGUUCACUUGCAACAACAAUGGAGGCAGACGAAGAACUUUUCAAAAUUCAUUUUCUUCUUCAUCCGCCAACAAAGAGGCGUACCCUGUUCCCAACAAGAGAGUUGAGGUAGCUCCGGUGGUGGGGUGGCCGCCGGUGAGGACUUUCCGGCGAAACCUUGCAGGAAUCGGCGCUUCACAGAGGGCGAAGGAGAAGGAUCAUAGUGAGAGAAAGGAAGAGAGAGAAAUGUAUGUGAAGAUCAAUAUGGAGGGAGUCCCCAUUGGAAGAAAAGUCAACCUCUCCACCCUCACCGAUUACCAGCAGCUUUCUACCACCGUUGACCGCCUCUUCUCCGGCCUUCUUGCCAUUCAAAUGAAUUCAACGGUGGAUGGAGAUGAAGAAGAAGGGAAGACAAACGACCAAAGCAGAGGGAAAGAUUCAUGGGAUCCAAAGAGACAAUACACUUUGGUCUACGAAGACACCGAUGGAGACAGAGUUUUGGUUGGAGAUGUUCCUUGGGGGAUGUUUGUGUCGACUGUGAAGAGAUUGCAUGUAUUAAAGACUUUCGAAGUCUCCUCGCUUUCCCCUGGUAGGCGUGGAGAGAGAGGUCCACCAACCUAGUUCAUCAUUUGUUCGGAGAAAACGAAAAAUAAUAAUGUAAUUUUCCUCGGAAAUUAAUGGGCCUGAUUUGAUUUCCGUCGUUAUAUCAUAGUUUUAGUUUGUGUGGAAAAUGAAUUGUACUAUUAUAAUAUUCUUGUGGAAUUUUUUUUUUUUUUUGCAGAAUUCUAAGUGGAUAUAUUUUUGUGCAAAUAUUUUGUAAUUUUAGUUGUUAAUCUGAUGUGACAUGUCUAAAUUUGACGUGAA